AUAAAUAACAAAAAGCAGCAAUUUUAAUAUUGUUUUUGACGCAUAAUAUAAAUACUACUGAGCAUUCGCAAUAUCUGUGCAUCAGUCCGGUGUGCAAAAAAAAUCAAAACAACAACAAUAAUUUGCAAAUUUCAAGCGAAAACAAUACCAUAAUCCUGUUGCGUCCAACUGCAUACACAGCUUGCGCACAAUAAGCACAAAACUCAUGCGGUACUAAUAAUAUGCCCAGCAACUGCAGCAUCCAUAAAAAUUUACCUUCGCACACAGUAAUUAUAACGUAAAAGCAACUACCUACAAACAACUUUGUAAAGAUCUUUACAAGUAAAAAUAUACUUUAAUACUUUAGAAGCCGAAAUAAAAUUUAAAAUUCAAUAGAAAUUAACUAGACAUGCUGUGAAUUUUGUGCGAAAUAACGAAACAUAAAAAUUAUUCUCUCCGAUUUAUUAAUUAAUAAAAAACUUAAAAAAAGUGAAUUUAAUUUGUGUAAAAGCUAUAAAGAACAAGCGUCGAAACUGCUUAUAAUUUGUGAAAAACAACAACAACAGUGUCCAAGCACGCACGUGAGCUUCACGCAAACCAAGCAAAGCACCAACAAUCUCCCGCAGUCAUUCUAAAAAGGAUUAAAAGUGGAAGACAUAACGGCAAAAAUGGUUAAUAAACAAUAUACAGCCACCGAUUUGGAGGCUUUUAUGAAACUCGCCGUCAAUUGGCAGAACAGCAAUCACAACUUGCUGGAAGGAGUUGAUAUAAAAGGAGAAAUGCAACAGUAUAUGAACAGUCCAGCCAUGAAUAUGUAUAAAAAACGUGAACGCACACAGAAUUGGAAUCAUCAAGAGAAAAAAUUUCUGCUCGACUUGUGUCGGAAGGAUAUGCGUAUUAUAGAAAACAAAAGACUCGAUGCGGGACUGACGGCAGUGAAGAAUAAAGCCUGGAAGAUCAUACAUCAGAAAUUCUCAAGUCAAUUCGGAACAGAUCGUACGUGUAAUCGUUUGAAGGAGCAAUGGCGACGCAUGAAAGCCUGUACGCGUAACGAAAUAUUGGACUACAACAAUCGCUUGGCCAGAUUCGGUGCUGAGGUUGCCGAUCGCAAAAAGCCAUCACCGUUCACAUUCGAAGUGUGGGAAUUCAUGCAGGAGGCAAAGAAAGCCUGCAAAUCUGAAGCUUUAGAUGGCAUUGACUACUCCAAGAUACCGUUGGCGCUCGAGGAGGACUACGAGUAUCGCGAGGACGAACAGAAUGGCGAGGAUGACCAUGAUAUGGACGACAGCCGCACGCCACCACAGGAGCUCUGCGAUGUCGACAUCAAGGAGGAGACCAAUGAGACCUUCAACGACACCAACACACACAAUGAUUCAAUGGCGCUCGGUGAACGCUUAUCGUCCUCCUCGCCGAACCUCAGCCGCCUGGGUGCACACCACGACCUCGAACGCGUCAGCCUACACAGUCCAGCCGGCAAUAUGGCGACGGCCAGCGAACUCGCCAACUCCAGCUAUUUGUCACAGAACGGCGCUAGCGGUGGCGCCGCGGUCGGUGGCAGCGCCGGCGAUAUGGGCGCCUUCCAGCCCGCCUUCAAUAUGAGCAACAUCUCGGCUACCUUGGAAGCUUUGAAUGCGUUGCGUACCGGACAAUUCCCCUCAGCCGCUGCUGCUGCUGCCGCUGCCUUACAGAAUAAUUUCGCCGCCGCUGCCGCGCAACAACAACAGCACCAACAACUUAAUCAACAGCAACCACAACAACAACAAAUGUCACCUCGUGAUGAUCAGCCAUUGGUGAAACGUCCACGUAGCUCGAGUGGUAGCGCCAACGGUGAAGAGGUCUUACAUGAUUUAUCUAUGAAUGGCGCCGCUGCUGCCGCUGCCAAUGCCGCAACGGUUAACACAGCCAAUGCGCCCAUCAGCGCCAGCAAUGGUGUUGGCAUGAGUGCGUUGGGCGCGUCCGCUAGCAGCACGCCGGAGAUGCGCGCCUUCAUGGAGAUGCAGAGCAAAGAGCACCUGAUGCGCAUGAAGAUACUCGAAGUGCAGCUGCAGGCGGCCAAAUAUAAUCGCGAUCUGGUCGAGAUCAAUAAGACAUUGGCACUACAGAAGUUGCAGGAGCUAGCCAGCAAGCGCUUGACCAGCUAAGCUAGGCGCGUGUGAAUAACGGUGGGUGGAAAUUGUUGGGUAACAAAGUAUUUAACGGUAGUUUUUAUAAGCAUUGUUUGCGUGGAGAGGCAGCGGUAACCAAUGUACGUGUGGACAAGCUGGCGGCAGUUCGAUAAAGCGCUGGCGCACAAUUGUGUUACAUAACGGCGAUUUACUUUUUUUCAUUUAUUGAAUCAGUUGGAAAAAAUAAUAAUUAUAAUAGUUCGUAUUGCGUUUAUGUAUUUUUUUGUAUGGAAAUAACAUUCCCGUUAGCAGCAGUUUUGUAUUCAAAACCUAAUUUACUGUUUCAUCUUAGAAAUAAUUGCUCUUUCGUUUGUUACUGUGUUGCAUGUCACAAAUUUUGUAGAAAAACAAUGAAAUGAAUGAAAUAUAGCAAAAAAAAAAAGAAAUUGUUAAAAUAAAAUGUGAAAUCUUACUUAUUUCCUUUUUUGUAUUUUCUGCCAUAACAGUAUUUCAAAAUAGUAGUAGAACACAGCACAUAAAAGUAUUACACGAAGCACAAAUAUAGGAGGAAUCAUUUCGAUUCACAAGCAAUAGUUAGUUAACGCAAUAGCCCUACCUCAGUGGUCUAAACCUACAAACUACAACAAAAACAAAACGAAAUAGGAAACUUAUAAAAACAAUUAACAAUAAGCCAUAAUCGUCCAAACUUAUUAAGAAGGAAGUAACAGCUUUAUGUUAAACAACAAAAAUACAUGCAAACUGUUUCUGUUGCAUACUUUUGCGCGCCAAGUUAUAUACUUACUACUUUCGCAGCUUUUAAAGUAUACCUAGCGCUAUUGCACUCUAUUCUAUGUAUGCUGCACAAAUUUACUUUAUUUUUAUAUCUUACUUUUUGUAGUUGUAAAGGAGUUAGCUUCGAAGUACAGACAUACAUGCAGACACUUAUUGUAGCUGCGCUUAAAAAGCUCUUGGUUUUCAAAAGCUACUUACGGCACCUAAAAGCCGUGGCUUGUAAAUUAUAAUAAAAGCACGAAGAAGUUCCAAAAAAAAAAACAAAAAUACAUAAUGUUAAAAAUGUUAAAUAUAAAUUUUUUUGUUUAAAAAAUUGUAUACUUGCUCUUGCUCUAAGGCAAAUGGACACUUUUUAUUCAGUCACAAUUUAGAGCUGAUAUUGCGGAGAAAUAUAAAAACUUCUCAACUAUUUAGCACAAAUUUAUGGUUAAAACCGUUACAAUAUUUUUGAAAAUGGAAUUAUUAAGUAAUUUAACACUAUCCGAAAGCUCUAAAAGGUGCCAAAUGCAUAUUUAAAUAGUAUUUAAGAAACUUUGAAAGCUCCGCAUAAAGCUUUUCCUGCUAUUAACGUCUUAAGGAGUUAUACGAAAUGCAACUGUGUGUUGCAAAAGCAUAGCGUUAAUGAAAUAAAAGGUUUGAAAAUAUUUGUAUAUAGAAAACAUAAAAAGUAGCAAUUAGAAGAAAUAUUUUUGUACUUACAGACAUGUAAAAAAAACGUUGUAGCUUAGA
Molecule: messenger RNA, 3605 nt
Organism: Bactrocera tryoni
Lineage: Eukaryota; Metazoa; Arthropoda; Insecta; Diptera; Tephritidae
Exons: 5
Coding region: 648-2120 (490 amino acids)
Source: RefSeq, a predicted model, not a curated record